AUGGAUAGAGAACAAGAUGAGUUGCAGUUCCUUAGUCUCUUUGGCAUCUACAGAGAAUCCUACAAGAUUGUAUACAAAUGGAGAAAAAUCUUCAGCCAAAUUACCUUGACCUUGAUCCUCCCUUUGAGCUUCAUCUUCUUGGCUGACAUGGAAGUCUCCAACAUCCUCUUCUUCAGGAUCAUCCACAGCGAAAGCGCCUUGGACAAAACGAUACCAGACACCGCUCGCUACAAGAGAAUAAAUGACGUCCUCACCAAAGAAAGGGCAACCUUCUGGCUCUUCAAGGCUGCUUACUUCACUUCCAUGCUCAUCUUCAGCCUCCUCUCCACCUCCGCCGUGGUGUACACCAUCGCAUGCGUAUACACCGCCCGGGAAAUCACCUUCCGGAAGAUCAUGAGCGUCGUUCCAAGGGUCUGGAAGCGCGUGAUGAUCACCUUCUUGUGCACCGUCCUGGCUUUCUUGCUCUACAACAUAGUGGCAGUAGUAGUCGGAAUUGUUUGCUUAGCUCUCUUAUACAGCAACAGCGGAGACGGCGGCCUCGCCUUCUUCAUAACUUUUAUCUUUUUAUUGAUCUUGUACGCUAUUGGGUUCGUGUACAUGACCAUAAUCUGGCAACUGGCUAGCGUUGUCUCGGUGUUGGAAGAAACGAAAGGGAUCAAAGCCAUGAUCAAGAGCAAGAAGCUACUCAGAGGGAACAUGUGGGUGGCCUCAAUCAUCUUCUUCAAGAUCGUUGCUUUAGCCUACGUUAUUCAGUUUUCAUUUCAAGCAUUGGUUGUGGAUGGAUGGGUGUUUGGGAUAAUGGGCAGGAUAGGCUUCGGUGUUCUCUUAUUGUUGCUGCUGCUUAAGUUGAUUCUGUUUCUGCUGGUCAUCCAAACGGUGCUUUACUUCGUCUGCAAAUCUUACCACCAUGAAAACAUCGACAAGUCGGCCCUGUCGUAUCACCUCGAGGUUAUUUAUCUGGGAGACUAUGUUCCUCUGAAGUCUAAGGAUGUUCAGCUCGAGCAGGUUUAA
Molecule: messenger RNA, 1011 nt
Organism: Rosa chinensis
Lineage: Eukaryota; Viridiplantae; Streptophyta; Magnoliopsida; Rosales; Rosaceae
Exons: 1
Coding region: 1-1011 (336 amino acids)
Source: RefSeq, a predicted model, not a curated record